Molecule: messenger RNA, 2242 nt
Organism: Seminavis robusta
Lineage: Eukaryota; Bacillariophyta; Bacillariophyceae; Naviculales; Naviculaceae
Source: the annotation of a GenBank genome assembly
AGAGAAUUUUGGCGGCAGAAAGUCCCAAUUGCUUUUCUAGAUUUUUGCGAAAGAUCGGCCUCGACCUCCCCAAUCAAUUUGCUCACUGCUCACAAUUUCUCAGUGCGAGGGUCAUCGAUCUCAACAAUCAUGAAGCUGUCUCCCGUCGUUCUGCACGCCUUGGCCCUCUUUGCCACCAAUGUGGCUGCUUUGGCUGAGAUCAAUGAUGAACUUGCCGCGAAUCUAAAGGAGGAGAGGGACGCAAAGGAGUUCAUUUUCAAUGAAGUGUUUAAUGAUCGCAUCUGGAAUGCUGCGACGAAAUCCAAGAAAGUUAAGGAAGGCGAGAUUCCCGAGCCACCCUUUGUGGACGAGCCAAUUGACGUCCCGGAGCAACCCUUGAUGCCUGAAAAGUUUUCCUUUACAGGUCUGUUCACCAGUGCCUUCGCCAGCGAUGCAAUCUAUGACUCGCAGCCUCUCUGGUACUCCAUGGCCGUGGAUGGCUUUGACGGCUCCAUCACGGGAGAUGGCACGACGCUCUAUUUCCAGUUGGAUGAUUUCAUUUGUGAUGCCAAUGCGACAGAGUCCCAUUCUUUCAUGGUUGGUACUUUCCAAACAUUUGACGGUCAGGGUGACACUCCCGUGCCUCAAGAAAUUUGCUGGGCUGCUCCCCCGGGAUUUCAAAUCAAUGAAGGGUAUCCACCCCGCUACAAGUCUUUGGUGUCGUCUUGGCUAAUUGGAGAUCUUUUCAAUAUCACGUGGCAGUACGGAGGUAUUACCCCCAGUGAUGCUGGCCCAGUUCAUCUCUGGAUCCGUGAGACAUUGAGUGAAGCUACAAACUUUGGUGCUACCGCAGCCUCUACUGUGCUUGCAAACACGGUCAAGGAUGGCACCAUUAUCUACUACCAGACUCGACUUUCAACAGAAGUUGCAGGCAUUAGUUCCGUUGAGGAAAUAUUGUUCUCUGGAGCAGAUGCUACAAUCAAAAUUGACAUCUAUGACUUCCAGAGAUAUUCUGAGGAUGAAGACGUUCCAAACGCAAAGCUUGAGCCUGAGGUUGAGGAAACCUGUUCAAUCAUGCAAGCAGGAUACAAUACUGGUCAGUGUGCCGGCAAUGCAAGCAGUGCUUCCUUCAAUGCAGCGGUCGCAGCCUUUGUAGAGAACGUGAAUGCUCGAGGUACAGGUUAUAGGGAAGAUGCAGAAAGUGGUUAUCCAUCCUCAUACGUCCCCUAUGAAAUGGUGGGUGACCAGGAUAUGGUCUUGAGUCUUGAUUUCUUUGUACCUCCCAUGAACAACCGCUCCUACAUGCCAGUCCGAAACCAGGGUGGCUGCGGCUCCUGCUACAGCUUUGCUGCUGCAGAAGUGAUCAGUUCUUCAUUCGCUCAAGCCAAUCCUGGAACCACAUUUGUCUUUUCAAACCAGCACGUCAUGGACUGCCUUCCGCUAGCUGCUGAACCAGUUAGCGAGACUGAGUUCAUAUAUGUGGAUUCAGGCCUUGGGUGCUGGGGUGGCGAUCAAAAACAAGUAAUUGACUGGCUUGUGGCCACAGGAUCCAAUAUGCCUUUGCUUACUACCGUGCCUUACAUUGGCUUCUCUGGCACGUGCAACGAGACUGUCGACAUGUAUCACACCGGCAUCACCGGCUAUUCAAACUUGUCGUCUGUUGAGGAGAUGAAAAACGCACUGUACUAUCACGGAGAUGUAUCCAUUUCGUUGAGCGUCGGGUUUGGAUGGUAUUCUGAUUUCACGAGUCUAGUUUCUUGGCCUUUCUUCCUAGGGCAGGGAAUUUCUGGCGAACCAGAACCUGCCAAUCACGCAAUUACUGUCAUUGGCUGGGGUCCAUGCCUUGUUCCCUUGGGUGACUUCGAGAAUCCUUGCGGUAUCCCCGGAGAAUCUCCAAAUGUGCUUGGCGAGUGCUGGAUUGUGCAGAACAGUUGGGGGACGGACUGGGGCUACCAGGGCUACCUGUUCGUCAACACCGACCCCUACUGUGAUACUGGAGUCUUGUACAACGACCCAAUUAUUCCCCGCAGGGACUAGCCAGCCAGUGGAAGCUAGGUUCUUCCAAGUUGGAGAAAGAACCGAGGCUACUUAACCCUUCUAGUAGUGUGCAUGGCCAUCACCAUGCAGAAACCAAAAUUUCAACAGCCAAAACUUGUUCGAGUUGCCUCGAUAUAUGGCAUGUGGCGCUGCAGCAUGAUAAUUAUAUGUUUGUGUUUAGACUGAUGCCGUCAGAUACCUUAGUAUAGAAUUGCAUUCGUUUUGG